Molecule: messenger RNA, 4903 nt
Organism: Nomia melanderi (Alkali bee)
Lineage: Eukaryota; Metazoa; Arthropoda; Insecta; Hymenoptera; Halictidae
Gene: Nost
Product: Nostrin
Cellular component (GO): plasma membrane; cytoplasm
Molecular function (GO): protein binding
Source: RefSeq, a predicted model, not a curated record
AUAACGCGAUGAAAUUUUCACGCGAACCAGUCGCGGCUUAUUUUUGUCGACUCCGAGCUGCGGGACGCGUACGGUGCACCGUUUGCUCGGUUGUGCAACACGUGUGUACGCAACAUAAUACGGAUAUAAUUGUUUGACGGUGUUGUAUAAUACGGCUUCCAGCGCGAAUCCAGUCGCGGCUGAAACGUCGCCGGGAGCAUCACGGUUCGCGGAGCGUCGCUCGGCCGUUUUUCAUCCGGUUCGCGAGUCACGCUUUUGUCGAUCUUUGCGCGAGCCGCUCCGGCGAUCAACCUUGAAACGGUAACGCGGUUUCGUUCGCGGUUCGCGACGCGCUGCGAUCGACGCAACGACGGGCCGUUUCCACGGUUAGUCCGCGUACGUUCGAUCGAUCGUCCGAUCGUCCGUUCGUUCCGGAUCGCCUUUCCGUCGCGCGCGAACGUCGGGACGAGCAGCGAGUCCGUCGAGUCGUCGAACGCCGCGCGAGAACCUCGUUGGAAGCUCGUUGGAAGCUCGCGAGAGACGGUGGAUCGGCGUGGGCGUGGAUCUAGUCGGCGGACGAGUCGCCGACGUCGUUGCGACGGCGCACGGACGGCGCACGAACAGCUGGCCCAACGCGGACCGUGACCAGCCGAACGUGGAAACCCGAUAAAUCGCGAGAGCAGCGCGCAAACGUUCACCGACAGCCACAGGUGCAUCGCGGGACCGAGAGUCUAGAGACUAUUUCGAAGCCGUUCGUUCCUCCGUUUCGCGAAUAGUGCUCGGACUCUGAUCGAUUCACUCGUCCGUAGCCCGAUCAACGCUCGCUUCUGAACGCGCUGCGGGCACGUCCCACCUCUCGCGGCAGAUUCCGAGCGGAACGCGGCACGCGUGCCGCGAAUGUUCGCCGGUGCGAUGCGGUGAGCGGAAAAACGGAACAACGGGAAAUCGGGAAAACGGAACGAUGGAGGAAGUGAGGCACGCGUGGGCUUCUUUGAAAUCGGUGAGGAAACUGUCGCCGUCGUACGCCAGCAGCGACAAUUCGACGACGGUCUGGUACGAUGCCCCGGCGCCGGUGAUAGUGCACUGUCGCGAGUUCUCCGACGAAGCCGACGUCGAGAACCGUGAACGGAUCGACCAAGGGACCGCGUUGCCCGCUACGGCCGACGGACAGGAGAUUUCGACCGGUCCCUCGAGAGAUCGGGACGAUGACGCCUCGCGGGCCAGCGAGCAGUGGGAGGUACGGCACAGGAAUACCGUCGAAUUAACCGCGGUCGCCUCCGUGAAGACCGACGAGGACGGGCUGCCGACCAUCAGCUUCAGCUUCUUGCACGCCAACGAGAAACUCGGAACGAAACGCUCCGACGCGGAGACGGACUCGUCGUUCUACGACUUGCCGAGGAAUUCGCACGUUCGCGACGAAACCGAGGUCGAAAUCGAAACCGAAACCGAGACCGAAACCGAAACCGAAAUCGUGAAAGUCGUAGAAAGUCGAGGCGAGACAGAGGCGACGCGCGACACUAAUGAAAUUCGUGCCACGAUGGAAACGGAAUUCGACGGAGGAUCGGCGAAAGGGCCGACGGCUCUCGACGACGCCGUCGAUCGAUCGGUCGCGUCGGAGAAAUCCGAGGAUCGGAACGAUCCCGCGAAACUGUCGCGCGGAUCCUUGAAAUCCGGACGAAAGAGCUACGGGGUAGCGACGGACAACGACGAAUCCGCCGAAUACGAGGAAUACGACGCCGGAAUCGCCUCGAUGUCCGGCUCUUACUCGGAUCCCGAAUGUUCCAACGACGUUCUUUCCACCGCGUCUCGCCGACUCGAACGUUCCAAGUUGCAGAGACAUCGGUUGGGGAAAGCGUGGAGCAAAAUGAAGAGUUGGCUGCGCGACGAGACCACGAGGAUCAACGAGGUGGUGAACAAGCACGCGAGAUUGCAGGCCGUCGGUGCGCUCGCGGCGACGACGGAGUCCGGGGAGCGAGCGUCCUACGACCUGACCAGCGCGACCACCAGGGAAACCGGCUCGAUCACCAGGGUCGAGGAGUUCGGCCUGGCCUCCGUGGCCGAGGAGGCCGCGACUCCCGACCCGGAGACCGGAUCCGACGCGAGAAAACCGAGGAAAUCCUGGAGACCGAGGAGACCGAGGAGACAGAGAAAACCGGCGGUCGGCUCGGACGAUCCGCUCGACGACGACGAGACGCUCGCGCCGGUCUCCCUCGCCGCGUACAGGUUCUGCUCCGACACGGAGAACGACGAGGCGGACGAGACCAGGGAUCGCGCUCGAAAAGUUGGCCCGAUUAAGAGGAGAAUGCUGGGGUCAAUCAGGGGGUUAAUGGCCUCCACUCAUCUGCUUCACGUUCACGAGACCGAAGAGGGAGGACAAGGCGGCUUCGAGGACGUCCGAAGGUACGUCAAGCAGGGCGGUGAUUUCUGCAAGGAGCUAGCGGCGAUACUCCACGAAAGAGCGGAGUUGGAAGCAACCUACGCCAAAGGGCUCUCCAAGCUGAGCAGCAAGUUGACGAAAGCGUGCGCGAAAGAUCAAGGUGGAAACAGCAGCGGAGGUGUCAACGAGGCAUGGAGAUGCGUCGGCGAGGAAAUGGAGGCUGCCGCGGAAGCUCACAGGGUAUGGAGCAUCACGCUCGGCGAGCAGCUCGCCAAACCGAUCCGAGUAGGAGUGGCGGAGGCUCAAGGACGCUCGAGGAAGUCCAUCGAGAAUUCCGUGGACAAGGCUGGAAAAUCGCUGCACGAAUGGCGCAACAUCGCCGCGAAAAGUAAAAAGCAGAGUUUCGCUUGCGCGCGAGAAAACGAGAGGUUGCAGGACCUCGCGAGGCUGCAAUCGAUCAGCCAGAGCCAGCAGAGCAACAACAACAAGUCGAGCCAUCAUCAUCAUCAUCACAUGACGGAGAAAGAAGCGAGCAAGCUCGAGGCGAGGAGGAGAAAGGCCGAGGACUCGUCCCGUAGGGCAGACACGGAGUUUUACACGGUGAGCGUGAGAGCCGAGAGAGCCAGGCUCGAGUACGAAAGCACGGUGAGAAAGGGAGUGAAGCAGCUCGAGCUUCUCGAGGAAGAGCGCUCGAGCGCGCUCAAGGACCUCGCGAACGUUUACUUGGCGCACCUGCAAGCGCUCGCUCCUCGGCUACAGCAGAGCGCCGACCGCCUGGCGGCAUCUGCGCGUAACUGCAACAUAUCUCACGACAUCGAGACUCUGAAGAAUCUGAUACGUCGAGUCGAGAGCAACGACGCGUGCAAUUCCGAGCAACUGCUGCCGGACUUUUACGCCGAGCACGUUACUCUCGCGAUGAACAGGGAGCGUCGGAAGCAGGCGUUGGUCAGGGUUCUCCAUCUGAUCAGGCAAGACUUGGAACGAGAGAGACGCGGAAGGGAGGGUCUGGAAACGCUUCACAGAGCUUUCGUCGCGACGCCCGCGUUCGCCGCGGACGAGAGCACGCAAAACGUUACGGAGAAACUGCACCACAUGCGCUCCAUGCUGUUGUACUUGGAGGCAGCGAGGUAUAAGGUCGGAGGAACGCUGGCCGAAGUCGAAGGCAGCAAGCGGGGCAAGCAUCCCUUGGCGGAAUACAUUCUAGUGUCGAGGGACAAGCAGGGAUUGCAGCAAAGCGUCCUUAAGGUUCCUUCUUGGGCAAAGAACGAAUCGUUUGAGUUUCAAGACGACCAGCACGACCAGCACGACCAACACGACCAACGCGAGCAACACGAGAUAGACGUUCGCCUCGCGAAGGAUCACGAAGCCGAGAGUCGCGACUGGGCCGAUCGAACGGCCGGCGACGGCAACUCCGAGAAUCCACCCGACGAAGACGACUUUAGCGACUUCGACGAGUUCAGCAGCAAUUCCGAGGACAACAACAAUCAAGAGGACGUUGCCGAGACUACCGGGAAACCCAACGACACCGAGCAGUGCAGGGCAAUAUAUCAGUAUUCGGCGAAUCUGAACGACGAGCUCAGCUUGAGCCCCGGCGAUCUGAUAACGGUGCAUCAGAAGCAACCGGACGGCUGGUGGAUAGGGGAAUGUAGAGGACGCACUGGAAUAUUUCCAGCCACUUACGUACAAGUUAUUCAUUGAUCGGGGAUCGCGAUUUUUCGGAAACGAUUUCGAGAGCGGAUUUCCAGCGAAUUCUCGAAUCUCCGAUUUCGACGAAAUACGCUCUCACGAACGAAUAAGGUCAGCUCGAUCGAGAAUCUACCAAAGCACACUCCAAUGUCGAGUCCGACGCGUUUCGUCGAACGUCGAUCUUGACUGGUUAGAAUAACGCUUUUCACUUUACUUUUAUUCCUCGUCGAACCGUCGCGUCACCUUCAAUUCCUCGGUUCUUCGAUCGACCGAAAAAUCGACCGCUGCGGAAAUACGCGUCUUUAUAGAUAUCUAAUCAAAGUGCCAACGAGAAGCAUGCCCAACGACCAUGCCGAACGCACAGCCGGACCGUCCGAAGAUAACUUUAAUAUACAUUUAGUGUACCUAUACAUACAUAUGUAUUCGAUGCGACAGUGAAUUCAUGAAAUAAUUUAGUCUAAUCUAGUAAUCUAGUAAUUUAGUAAUUUAGUAAUUUAGUAAGGCUUUUAAUUUAUCAUUCGUUUAUAGUAUUAAUAGGACCUAGGGAAUCGCGAUAACGAUACAGCGCCACUUUUACGUUCGAGUAUACAGUUGGUUCGAGUCACUAUGCUAUAAUACACUUACAUACAUACGAGACGUAAUAUCACGUACGUGUAUAGAAUUAGCGUGUCGUUAGCAUACGCGUCUAUAGAUAUAUUACCGUCACGUGUAAAUACGCAAACCGUUUUAGUAACCGAAUCUACAUUGUAAAUACCGUUCGGCGGUAAUUUAUCGUCCAAGCGUAGCACCUAUGCAACGACCGUACAAUGUAAAAAGCAUUUAUUUAUAAACGAAUAAUACACGUACUGUGUUCUUUUAACG